UAAAUAUACAGUAAUACAGUAGACAAGAGAAUGCAACUGCUGUUCCUUUAACAUCAGAACUGUGCACGUUACAAUAGGUGUCACUGUUUUGCUUGGUCCAAUCAUGAUUGGUGACUUCAGCUAUUGGCUCCGAGCACAGGCUGUCUGACUCCAUCUGCAGGGCUGUAAUACCUACUCUCCCCGAUCCAUUCACCACACAACUUCAGCCGGCUGAACAGACUCUCGCAGCUCCAGCACAUCUUGCUAACCUAAUUCAGAAAACAAGUGCUACGGCUCUCUGCCUGUCAUCUUUGCUCAGUGUAGCGUUUUCGGCUUAUCUAGGAAACUGGGUUAUUUUUAUGAGCAAAUAAGAGAAACAGGAAUCAUGAUGGGGAUGUAUUUAACAGACCCAGUCCUGGAUAAAACUUAAAGCCAGUUUCUAUUCAACAUAGUGAAAAGGUCACCUUGCCUGACUGAGGAAAGAAGCAAAAUAUCAGCUUGCUGGUUUCUGUUAACACCUUUAGCUUGCGCUAACCUCUCUUGCUUGAUGUUCGUACCAAUUUGGGAUAUCUGGUUAUAAAGAAAGACAUACUGUACUCAUGGUAGAUGACAAGGAAAAGAACAUGAAAUGUCUCACCUUCUUCUUGAUGCUUCCAGAGACGGUAAAGAACAGGUCUAAGAAAAACUCGAAAAAAACAAGCAGCAGCAGCAACAACAGCAGCAGCAGCAGCAGCAGCAGCAGCAGCAGCAGCAGCAGCAGCAGCAGCAGCAGCAGCAGCAGCAACAGCAGCAGCAACAGCAGCAGCAGCAGCAGCAGCAGCAGCAAGUUGCCCCCAGUUUGUUAUGAAAUAAUUACCUUGAAGACUAAAAAGAAGAAGAAGAUGGCUGCUGAUAUUUUCCCCCGUAAAAAACCAGCCAACUCCAGCAGCACCACUGUCCAGCAGUACCACCAGCAGAACCUGAGUAACAACAACCUUAUUCCAGCUCCUAACUGGCAGGGUCUUUACCCCACCAUUAGAGAAAGAAAUGCGGUGAUGUUCAAUAAUGAUUUGAUGGCAGAUGUACACUUUGUGGUUGGGCCACCAGGUGGGACUCAGCGGUUGCCAGGACACAAAUAUGUUUUAGCUGUUGGGAGCUCUGUGUUCCAUGCAAUGUUUUACGGAGAACUUGCUGAGGACAAAGAUGAAAUUCGUAUACCAGAUGUCGAACCUGCUGCUUUUCUUGCUAUGCUGAAAUACAUCUAUUGUGAUGAAAUUGACUUGGCUGCUGACACAGUGCUGGCCACUCUUUAUGCUGCCAAAAAGUACAUUGUUCCUCACCUCGCCAGAGCCUGCGUUAAUUUCCUGGAGACCAGCCUGAGCGCCAAGAACGCCUGUGUGCUCCUCUCUCAGAGCUGCCUGUUUGAGGAGCCUGACCUGACGCAGCGGUGCUGGGAGGUGAUAGAUGCUCAGGCUGAGUUAGCACUCAAGUCUGAGGGAUUCUGCGAUAUCGACUUCCAGACACUGGAAAGUAUCCUCCGCAGGGAAACUCUGAAUGCCAAAGAAAUUGUGGUUUUUGAGGCAGCUCUCAACUGGGCUGAAGUAGAAUGCCAGCGACAAGACCUCGCUUUGAGCAUUGAAAAUAAACGCAAGGUCCUUGGAAAGGCACUUUACCUGAUCCGCAUACCCACUAUGGCCCUGGAUGAUUUUGCAAAUGGUGCUGCACAGUCUGGAGUUUUAACUCUCAAUGAGACCAAUGACAUCUUCCUCUGGUACACUGCUGCCAAAAAGCCUGAGUUGCAGUUUGUGAGCAAAGCUCGAAAGGGCCUUGUCCCGCAGCGCUGUCACCGGUUCCAGUCCUGUGCCUAUAGAAGCAACCAAUGGCGCUAUCGAGGCCGCUGUGAUAGCAUUCAGUUUGCAGUUGACAAGAGAGUGUUCAUUGCCGGCUUUGGGCUGUAUGGCUCCAGCUGCGGCUCUGCAGAGUACAGCGCCAAGAUUGAACUCAAGCGGCAGGGUGUUGUCCUGGGGCAGAACUUGAGCAAAUACUUCUCAGAUGGCUCCAGCAGUACCUUCCCUGUGUGGUUUGAGUACCCGGUGCAGAUUGAGCCAGACACCUUCUACACAGCCAGCGUGAUACUGGAUGGCAAUGAACUCAGUUAUUUCGGACAAGAAGGCAUGACGGAAGUUCAGUGUGGCAAAGUGACUGUCCAAUUUCAGUGCUCCUCGGAUAGCACCAAUGGCACCGGGGUGCAGGGGGGCCAGAUCCCUGAACUUAUAUUUUAUGCUUGAAAAUAGUGUGAGCUCUGGGGUGUUACCUCUGGUUCCUACUUGCUUGAUGCUUAGCUCAUCUGCAGAUAUGUGAUCAGUGCAGGUAAUUUGUAAUGAUUAAAGCUGUAGGCAGUUUCUAACUUCUCUGAACCUUUUAAUUAUGUACAGGCAAAAAUGCAGCAUUCAGCUUUUAACUAUAUGCUUAAAAGAGCCAAGUUCUUAUUAGGCUUUGUGGUUUUUAGAGUUGCGUCUGUGUACCUGGGGAGAUUUGUGUUCUUUUCUAACCCUACUGACCUCCCAGUUGUGUCCCUCUUAAGAGAGCUUUUGGAUCACCUCAAAUUUCCAUUACUGCUUCAUUUCAACAAACCAAAAUAGUCCAAAAUAAUAAUGGCAAGUUAUUUUUAAAUGGGAUUCCUUUACCUCCCUCCACCCCAAAAAACAGUUAAACCUCAGUGUACCUUUUUUUUUUUUUUUUAAAGACAAAUGUUACUCUUUUUUUUUUUUUUUUAAAGGAUUUAUUUAUUUAUUAUACCAGCACUGGGGUACAGGCCAGAGGUGCAGGAGUGUGAGAGGAGUCACCAGAGACAGAACAGGGAGCAGAACAGGCAGAAGGACCGAAGUACACUGCUGAGGGGAGCAGUGGGCGGCAGGAGAGGUCUGCCUCGCCAUGUGAGAAUCUCCCUGGCCUGCCGGGAAUCGAACCGGCGCUGCAGAGACUGAGGACAGCUUCACAGCACUGCGCCACCAGGGAGGCCCCUCAGUGUACAAUUUUGAAAGAAGUUUUGCUUUGUAAUAAGUAACAAUUUAGAAAGACAGUAGUCAUGUUUAGCUCUUUUUCUUUUAAAUAUUUUAUUUCAAGCAUUGCUUUUUCUUAAAUGCUAAAUUCAUAAGACUGUGAUAUUUUAGGCACUGAAGAGUGUCAGUAUAAAAUUGGAAGAUAAGAAAAAUGAAUAUUAAGGCCAUGACUUCUGCUCUAAGCAGUUUCAUUACCUUUUAGUUUAGAAAAUGAAAUAUAUGCAGUACAGGCAUUUCUUUUAGAAAUAACUAAACUCUAUUGUUAAAAAAAUUGCAGGCCUAUUAAUUUAAAAUAAUUUUUAAAGGAAAACUAAAGAAUUCCAAACUAUAAUACUUUAAUUAAUAGAAUAUUAGAGUACACAGUUUGAAAAAGUUAAACUCUUUUCUCCCCACUUGCUUGUAAUCCUUACCAUUUGCUUAUUUUUAUAAGUUGUAUUGUAUAGAAUUUUAUCCCCUUUCCCAUUAAAAGAGGACCAAACAAUUCCUUAGAUGAAUGGAAUAACAAUUAGUUUUGUAGCACUAAAUGUUAAUAUGAUACUUAUAGUCAUUGUUUUUUUUUUAAUCUGAAAUAUACUUUACCUGAUCUACUUUGACCACAUACUAGCUUCUUAUAAUUCUGUCCUAUUCCUGGACUGCUAGAAUCUGGCCUUUGUCCAUCUUAAAGUGCCAAUAUAUGCCUGCAGGGUUUAAAAAAAAUUGGUCUGCAGUGUCACCCCUUGGUUAUACCUAAUAUUUACUACAUCACCAUCACAUCCAGCUCUCAUGUCCAUGCAUAAUGGAAACAAAGGAGGGAAACACUUAUCCAAAAAAUUCUCCUUCAGUGAUGGCUUGUGAUAGUUCAGUGCCGUGGCCCUGGUGGUGUCCAGUGCAUUCACUUCCAGUUGAAGUAUCCAUGUGUUUCUGGGCAGCUUCUCUGCUCAGUGUGCUCCUGAGUUGGCUUCCCCUGCCACCCAGAGUGUGGUCCCUGGCCAUCUCCUUCUCCUGCUCAGCGAGCCCAAUGCUGGCUUGUCUCGAGGCAGGGGUUAGUCCUGGGGUGGGUGUAUGUGGGCAUCCAUGCACGUGCAAGUGCGUUUGCCAACUCAGGAAUGGUCUCCUCUCUGCUUGGCCAGUGGGAGGUGGGGCAUGAAUGGUCCCCCUGCUGGCCCCAGCAAGGCCCUAGUGUGACUGCCCUUCUCUUAUUCACUGUGCUUCUGGGCUACUUCUUCCCUGAAACGUGGGCUUUGUUGCCUUUGGCCAGCUUCCCUGAUGGAGGAGAACACUGGAUUAUAAGGAAUGUUUCAAUUACUUUGCCAUUACCUAUGUCUGUUAGCAUAGAUGAUCAAAAGCUGUUACUGGUGACGAUUAAUGAGUCCUCCCAGGACAACUUUCUGAAAUUGUCUAGCAAUUAUUUCUUAUUAGAGAGAUGACAGAUAGUAGUUUUGGCAAAGCAUCAAUUAAAUAUGGAGCAUUUUCAAUAAAAAAAAAAUACUUCAGAAAGGAUUUUGUUUUAAAAUUAAGGUUAAACAUUUCAGUAAUUCAUAGCUACCACGCAAACUGGUAGACUAGCUACCUGAUUAGAAGGCACUCAUUUUUAAGCCAGAGGAGAAGAAACCUGAUUUAACACUCAUUCCAUCAUAUCAGAUUGUUAACGUAGGGUGCGUGUGACAACCUUGAAGUCAUGAUUGUUCAUCCCAAAACACUCACCAUUAGUGCUCUGGUGGUGGCUGCCCUCCGUGUGGCUAGGGAGCAGCUGGCAGAAAGCUGCCUGACAUCCUGUGCACUGGGUGUAGGAGAACUCAAUUUUAUGUUAACUACUACUGCUUAAAAAAGCAAUACAUUCAUGUCUAGUUGGCUGGUACUGAGAGCUGUGGGUCAAAUUUGAAAAUUAUGUUUAGAAUAAGAAUUUUUCCUUUUAAGCCUUACUCUUUCUUCGGCAUUUUCAACAUGGAAUGAAAGCUAGUGUGCUUCCUUUAUUUCCUUUGGUAAUCUCAAAUUCUGUAGCUUUUAAAAUUGUUCUGACAAGGCAGGCAACUUGUGUAUAAACACAACUUUAUUAAACAGAAUACUCUGUAGAUGCUUUUCCCAAUGUAUCUGGCAGUCUUCAUUGUUGUUCUUACUGGGGAUAAAAUGGGGGCUAGGCUAGCAGUUCUAAUGUAACAUUCUUUAAGCAUACCUUAAUAUAGUAUUUAAGUAAAUGGUCUAAUUUCUACAUAAUUAUUGCACUGAACUGUCUUUUUGUUUUUUUUUUUUUUUUUAAGGUGUUUAAAUAAGCUUGGCUAAUUCAAGACACUAGCCACUUGUGCAUCAGAGUGCUUGAAUUUAAUAGCUGACAGCAUUAUUUAUGAAGGAAAAAUAUAUAAAUAUGAAGUACCUCAUGUUGAAUGUUAUUGUACUGUAUUUUUAAUGUAACAGUGCAGAUCUUGUUAGACACAUGAAUGUGUAUAAUCAUGUUAAAUGCAAAUAAAAAUAAAACUGGUUCAUAGCCUUGUUUUCCUUAGCAUUUUUGUAGGUCCCUUGAAAUAAUAAAAAAUACGUUCUGGCACUUUUGGUGCCACUACAUUUUACAGAAGCAUUUGUAAAUGGUGGUUUCCCAGAAGCAUUUGUUUUCUUAGUACUCACAUAUCUGUGAUCCCUGAAGAAGUAAAAAUUUGAGGCAAAAGCACAAGAAAACAAUAAACAUCUUAAUUAUAUUACUGAAAGCCUGACUGUUAAAUUAAUGAGAAGGAAUGAAUGGAUGAGUUUAUAUUCCGUCAUGGAAUUUGUGGUUGGCUGCUGUUCUGAUGCUAUAGUUGCUUGUAUGUCUGUGGAUCUGGCUGUACUAGGGAUGUUGCUACUCAAUCACAUGUAGCUUCAGAUAUGAUCAAUGUUACUUGUUCCUGUUGUGUUCAGUAGUGGAAGUCUAGGAAUAAAUGCAUGCCACAAGAGGAUUUUAUUUUAUUUUAAA
Talpa occidentalis (Iberian mole) is the source of this 5943-nucleotide messenger RNA. RefSeq names its product BTB domain containing 3 (gene BTBD3). Gene Ontology annotation, molecular function: protein binding. The transcript has 4 exons. Lineage: Eukaryota; Metazoa; Chordata; Mammalia; Eulipotyphla; Talpidae. Gene Ontology annotation, biological process: cerebral cortex development; dendrite morphogenesis; neurogenesis. Gene Ontology annotation, cellular component: cytosol. The record is from RefSeq and is a predicted model, not a curated record. The coding region runs from base 579 to 2246 and encodes 555 amino acids.